AAGUCAGUACAUUCAUACUGAGCAGUUUGCAGAACAAAGUCCAAUUUUAUCUGAAGACUGGAGAUGCCUGGAUUAUAUGAAAAGCUGAUAUUGAUGGCAGCAGUGUCAUCUCUGGCUGUCUUGUCGGUGGUGAGGUCGUCCCCAGUGGUUGGGCUGGAGCCUAUCCGCUGUGCCCCCUGUACACAAGAGAAACUGAACGACUGUCCUGCUAUCCCAGCAGACUGCCAACAGGUGCUGAGGGAGCCUGGUUGCGGUUGCUGCAUGGCCUGCGCUCUGGAGAAAGGAGCAUCCUGUGGGGUUCACACAGCCCACUGUCGUGAGGGUCUCCGUUGCACACCAAGGCCAGGCGAGGCAAGGCCGCUCCACGCUCUGACGAGAGGACAGGGGGUCUGCACUGAAGAACAGGGCCAAGUGGAAGCUGAUGGAGGGACUGGCCAUGCUUCCCUGCACUACCUGUUCGGCCUCAACAUUCCUUUUGACCCACAAGACACUGCCGAGGGCCAGGAGAGUAUCAAGGCCAAGCUCAAUGUCAUCCGCAGCAAACUUGAACAUCAGGGCCCCUGUCACAUUGAACUGCAUGCGGCACUGGACACAAUAACCAGCUCUCAGCAGAAACUAGGAGAGAGGUUCACAACGUUCUACCUCCCCAACUGUGACAAGCACGGCUUCUACAAGGCCAAGCAGUGUGACUCAUCUCUGGUUGGGCCGCCCGCUCACUGCUGGUGUGUCUCUCCCUGGAAUGGGAAGAAGAUUCCGGGAUCAAGCGACCUGCCCGGCGGUGACUCAGAGUGUCACCAAGAAGUCACUCACUGAAGGAUGGAGUCUGAUUGUUACUCACACACAGACACAUGGAGAAAAACACAUGGACACAAGCAAACAAACAUCCUAAGUUAAAAUCGGGAAAUAUUGUGAAUCAGCUUGGAACCACCUGAUGAACUGACUUCCUUUUACAAAAACAAACUCAUUCACACAAAAUGUAACAUCCUAUUUCAGAGGGGGAACUUUCCUCUCAUUUUAUUUACAUUGAUGUAUGCAUCAAGACUUAUUUAUUCACUACUUGUAUAUUCUUACUAGCAUUAACCAUUUGUCAUUUUUAGAUUUUUUAUAUGUUUGCCUAUUUUUUGCGAUUGUAAAUAGGGCAAUACUGUAUACAUUUGUGUUUCUGACUAAAUAACUCCAUUGCUCAAAACCACAGGUCCACAGCUCUGCCAAGCCCUCUUCAGGAUCAGUUUUUUUUUUUUUAUGAAUUCAUUCAAAACUGGAGCUGUGCGCGGCACGAAACAACACAGCCGCUCAUUCAUUCAACAUGUUGACAUUGUCUGAAUGUAUCUCCAUUGGCGUUUCCUCAAUGGGUAUUGGGGGAAAUACUUAAAGUGCCGCAAGUAUGUGCACAGUGGCCAAGCACAAACAUAUCAGGACUCAUCCAAGCCACUGUGAGGUUUGGGAUGGGUUGUUCUGCAUUUGUCUACCUCUACUAGUCUCUGCAGGUCCACAGGUUUAGCAGAGGAUUGCUGAGGGCUCUAUUUUCAGCUAUACCUUAUCACAUUAGGGUUUUUUUUUUAGCUAUUCUUGCAUGUAUUCAAGUAUUUAUUAUGAGUCACUCAUGUUUAUACUUUUGUUUUGCUGUUGAGUUUAUGCGCAGUGGAGCAAACUGUUUGUGAGUGCUAUUUGCCAGGAAUGCUGCUAUUCCAUUAUUGGUUUUGUUGAAACAAUGUACAUAUUGUUCUAAUUCUGUGGAUGUGCAUCCGAUUAAAAUGUGAUUUCCUCAUGA
Larimichthys crocea (large yellow croaker) is the source of this 1771-nucleotide messenger RNA. Its product is annotated as insulin-like growth factor-binding protein 1. The transcript is spliced from 4 exons. The record is from RefSeq and is a predicted model, not a curated record. Gene Ontology annotation, molecular function: insulin-like growth factor I binding; insulin-like growth factor II binding. Gene Ontology annotation, cellular component: extracellular region. NCBI's taxonomy places the organism in Eukaryota, Metazoa, Chordata, Actinopteri, Sciaenidae. The coding region runs from base 64 to 813 and encodes 249 amino acids. Gene Ontology annotation, biological process: regulation of insulin-like growth factor receptor signaling pathway.